GGAGGGCGGCGCGAACAGCCAGGGGGAGGCGGAUGGCUCUGCGGGGCCCGGCGGCCUUGGAGCCCGGCACCCGCGGGCUGUUGGACGAGACGACGGUGGCUGCGGCCGACGGGCGCGAGGCGUCGGCCCCGGUGGCGGCGGGAGCCGCAGUGGAGGACGAUGAAGAGGACGAUGGCCGCGGUCGAGGCCUGCUGCGCUGGGACGGUUUCUCAGCUUGGCUGCACUGCGUGUGUGUGGUGGGCUUCGACCUGGAGCUGGGCCAGGCGGUGGAGGUAAUUUAUCCUCAACAUUCCAAACUUACUGAUAAAGAAAAAACCAAUAUUUGCUAUUUGUCUUUUCCAGAUUCAAAUUCAGGUUGUCUUGGAGAUACCCAGUUUUGUUUCAGAUUUCGGCAGUCUUCUGGGCGGAGGGUGUCCCUGCAUUGUCUCCUGGAUCAGUUUGACAAAGAUUUGCCAGUUUACUUAAAGAAAGAUCCUGCUUAUUUUUAUGGAUAUGUCUAUUUCCGACAAGUUCGAGAUAAAACUCUAAAAAGAGGCUACUUUCAGAAGUCCUUGGUUUUGAUCAGCAAACUACCUUAUAUUCAUUUUUUCCACACCGUGCUGAAACAGAUAGCACCAGAGUACUUUGAAAAGAGUGAACCUUAUUUGGAAGCAGCUUGUAAUGAUGUUGAUCGAUGGCCUGCUCCAGUGCCAGGGAAAACAUUACACUUGCCCAUCAUGGGGGUGGUAAUGAAGGUACGAAUUCCCACGUGUCAUGACAAGCCUGGGACAACUCAGAUAGUGCAGCAGGCAGACACACACAUAUCUGUUAUUUUACCAACAGUUCAUGAGGUGGAUCUUUUCAGAUGUUUCUGCCCAGUUUUCCUGCAUAGUCAAAUGCUUUGGGAGCUGGUGCUGUUGGGGGAACCCCUUGUGGUCAUGGCACCAUCACCAUCAGAGUCAUCGGAGACUGUAUUGGCCCUUGUCAACUCUAUUUCUCCGUUGAAGUACUGCAGUGAUUUCCGGCCUUACUUCACUAUUCAUGAUAGUGAAUUCAAGGAAUAUACUACCCGAACUCAAGCUCCGCCUUCAGUCAUAUUAGGAGUAACCAAUCCUUUUUUUGCUAAAACUCUCCAGCACUGGCCACACAUUAUUCGGAUAGGAGACCUUAAGCCUGCAGGUGAAAUUCCUAAGCAGGUUAAGGUGAAAAAACUGAAGAACCUGAAGACUCUGGAUUCGAAGCCUGGAGUUUAUACUUCUUAUAAGCCAUAUCUAAACAGAGAUGAAGAGAUCAUAAAGCAACUGCAGAAGGGUGUACAGCAGAAACGUCCUUCGGAGGCUCAGAGUGUUAUUCUCCGACGCUAUUUUUUGGAACUGACACAAAGCUUCAUCAUUCCAUUAGAACGAUAUGUGGCAAGUUUGAUGCCUUUGCAGAAAAGUAUUUCUCCAUGGAAGAGUCCACCCCAAUUAAGACAGUUUCUUCCAGAGGAAUUCAUGAAAACACUUGAGAAAACUGGACCUCAGCUAACAUCUAGAAUAAAAGGAGAUUGGAUUGGACUUUAUCGGCAUUUUCUAAAGUCUCCAAAUUUCGAUGGCUGGUUCAAGACCCGGCGGAAGGAAAUGACCCAAAAAUUAGAGGCACUUCAUCUGGAAGCCCUUUGUGAAGAGGAUUUACUUCUUUGGAUCCAGAAACACACAGAAGUAGAAAUAGUAGACCUUGUUUUGAAGCUGAAAAAUAAGCUGUUGCAGGCUGAUCGGGAGCAUUUACCUGUGAAACCCGACACCAUGGAAAAGUUACGGACACACAUAGAUGCAAUUAUCUUAGCAUUACCAGAGGACCUGCAAAGCAUAUUGCUCAAAACAGGCAUGACAUGACACCAGAAUUUUCCAGCCAAAAAGGAUUGUGUACCGUGAAGCAUACUGACAUUUCAACAGAUGCACAAAGGAACUCGCUCGCUCGGCAGCAGUGGAGUGCAAAGUGGCUGUGAAUGCUAGCUACAGGGUGGAAAGACUGUAUUGUAUAAACAGACCUUUUUAAUGCAUUAUUUUUAAAAAUGGAUGACUGUGGGGGUUCCACUUUAAUACUGAAACACCAAAAGGCAUUUCUAUAUUUUUAAUCAUGUUAUAAAGUGCUCUUAGGAGAGACCUGUGGGGCCAUUAGUAUAAGUGAUUCCAAACUGCAGUGCUGGCAUUGCAGGUAUUUUUUUAAAAAUUGGUGCUGUUUUGCCCAAUCAUGUUAAAACUCAGGGGGAUAUAAAAAUAACACUCACACUGGCUAUCUUCUUAACAGGAAAACCAUCUGAACUGUCCAACUCUAGUUAGGAGUAAUUGAUGCUUGUGUAGUGCCUUCUGUUGUCCUAUGUGUUUAACGGAGCCCAGCUGCUAGUCUCGAAGCUUUUUCUUAGCUUGAUUAUGAUAUAUUAUUUUAUAAGACAUUCUACUGAGUAAUCAUUGCUUAUAAAUGUUUCUUGCUGCUCAUCGUGUUUGUUCAUAGCCAUGGUAGGGUUCUUUGUUUAUUUUUAUUUUUUUGUUUUUUCACCAGUUGUCAUACAGGUUUUCAUUUCACUGUUGUCUUUGAUGUUUUUAAAAUCCCAUCUUACCAGUUUCUCCAAAGGCAAGAAGUUGUCCAAUAUUAAUUAUGGAAGAGUGUAUUUUCUCUUAUCAUUGUCAGUCUAACCUGUUUAAUUGAAAACCAUUCUAAUUUUAACCUUAUAAUCAGCUGUUUUUUUUUUAAAACUGAAUGCUCCUGAAUUCAAGAACAUUUGUAAGCCUUUUAUGUAAUAGUUGAGUGACUGUAUGAUUGAUUUCCAGCAUUAUUCGUUUGGUAAUUUUUUUUUUCCCUUCCUGUUUCUCAGAACAUGUUUCCUACUGUUGUUUCACAUGAAAACUUUUCCCUGAAUCAUUGUUAUAGGUAGUUUUGUUGUUACUGUUGCUGUUGUUGUUUAUUUUAUUUCUUCUGUUUUGUUUGUACUGCCUUGCCAAAAAUAGAAGAAUGUGACUUGGAAGGGUAAGGUUGCCUGGUUUGUGUUUGGACACAGUAUCCCACAGAAGCCACUAUUUGAAAUAGGCACACAUAACACAAAUGUAAAUAGCUGUAUCUUGGGUUAUUCUCCAAAUUCAGUUGUAUGUAUUUAUAUUUGAAAAAUGGCUCCUGGAGCUAUCUCUUGUUUUCUGUCAGUAUAACCCUCAAGGGCAUUCCUGACUCAAGAAAGGCUCCUCCUGUUGCUAACUGUGGUCUGAUACCUAAAUGUGCCCUUUCCCGCAUGGAUACAGCUCUUGAAGCAUACCUCAAAGAGAGAAUAUGGCGUUUGAAGGAAGUCAUUUGCCUUGGAUCAUAUGAACAGUAGACCUUUCAGAAAAGGGUCAACUGCUUUUAUAUGCUAACGUAUUUCAUAACUUUCUGGGAAACUUUAUUUAGGUAUAAAUGGUCAUCUUAUUAUUUUUCAAGAAUGUGUAUUUUAAUAAUCUUACAUUUUAUAUACACUGUUUGUGACCAGAAUUUAAAGGUUAUUAGUGUCAUAUCAAGGAUCUUUUUAAUUAUGCCACUACAGGCUGUAUCAUUUCCAGUUUAUUUUGCACAUCUAUACUGUAACGAAAGAUGCCAGUUAGCAUUACAGUGGUAUCUUCACGUUUACUUGUGUUUAAUUGAAACCUAACAUGUGUUGACAACCGUAUCAUACUUUGCCAGUUUCUCUCUUCAUUUCAAAUUAUGUACCUGUAAGAGUAACUUCAAGUUGCAUUGGAAACCUGAGAAGACUGCCUGGCAACUUAAUUUUUUUUUAUAUGAUUUUCAUAGUUGUAUUUUUUUUUUCAGAAGACUUUGUUAAUAUCUGAAACCUGCCAUGUAAUGUUUUCUCUCCACCAGCAUCAGAAGGAAUCACUGCUGUAAGGGUGUUUUGUAAUGCCUAGUGCCUUCUCUUUAUGCUAAAGAAGAGGAGUUGUGGAGGCAUAGGUGGUCAUUGCUGAAAACUGAAUUAAAGGCCUUGGAUUUUAAAGCA
Ochotona curzoniae (black-lipped pika) is the source of this 3976-nucleotide messenger RNA. It is a transcript of the gene DENND6A, whose product is annotated as DENN domain containing 6A. Bases 33 to 1853 code for a protein of 606 amino acids. The record is from RefSeq and is a predicted model, not a curated record. The transcript has 20 exons. Gene Ontology annotation, cellular component: recycling endosome. Gene Ontology annotation, molecular function: guanyl-nucleotide exchange factor activity. NCBI's taxonomy places the organism in Eukaryota, Metazoa, Chordata, Mammalia, Lagomorpha, Ochotonidae.